Melampsora larici-populina 98AG31 is the source of this 1386-nucleotide messenger RNA. RefSeq lists its product as uncharacterized. The record is from RefSeq and is a predicted model, not a curated record. The transcript is spliced from 5 exons. The coding region runs from base 1 to 1386 and encodes 461 amino acids. Lineage: Eukaryota; Fungi; Basidiomycota; Pucciniomycetes; Pucciniales; Melampsoraceae.
AUGUUGAUGGCCGCGCUUAUUGGUGGAAUCAGCAAGACUAUGGCUCACAGUAAUGCAGGUCCAACGAAAAAAGGCAAACUGAACUGUUAUGCUAGAUUUUUGUCCUUUGGCAAGGAGGCUCUCGAAAUCGAACUACCACCUCGAUCCGAUCAAGCGGGAUGGGGCCAUCGCAACAAGAAAUUGAGAGACUUGUGGAAAUCAAAGAGUCUGGAUGAACAGAUGGUUUUUCGCGACCCAUUCUUCUUUGCUUUAGCCAAGCUUCCAAAUCUAUCCUUAUCAAAUGAAGAACAUGUAACUGAACUGGAAAAUGAUGACGAGUUUAAUGAAAACAAAAAUCCAGUAGCUCAACUGGUGUCAGCCCCAAAGAUUCACCAGUUAUCAGAAGCCGAUGAGUUAAAAUAUCGACCAAUCUUUGACAAACUGGUAGAUGUUGAUAAAGUCCAUGCCAAUCACGGAAAGCCAGAAUCAACCGACUCUAUGGCGACCAUGCAGCUCAAGUCUUUAGCGGCAUUUCAAGCCGCUCAUCAUGGUUUUGCAACAGUUUGCCAACGAUUCCACAUUCACUAUCACCUGACUGCGCUCAGCUGUGAUGUUGAAGAUGGCUGGAAUCGAGUUUUAUCAACCGACAAGACGUUCUCAACGUGGGCUGAUGACAAUUUGAAAUUGACAACAAAGUUUAAGUAUUAUGUCCAUGGCAAGGCGGUGGCUCAGGAAAUCGAGAAGAAGCAACCUCAACCUGUUGAUGCGCGUAGGGGGGAAUUGACUAGAGAGCUCAAUAAACUGCUAAACGUACACAUGCCUGGCAAAAUAUUCCCCAAAUCAGGUAACCCUUAUGAAAUUAUUGAAGCCAAAGGUUGGCCAAUCCGACUCAAUCUGAAACCAGAAUGUUCACUUUUACCGGAAGAGUUGGCCAUGGGUUUCCGCGAUUGCAACGAUGCACUAAAGAAGAAGUGGCUCACCGACAUUCAAACUGGACACUUCACGAUUGAAAAGAUUCCCGCUUCCGAAAUGAUUCCAACAAAAAGACAACAAAAACACAAAUCAAGUAAAAAACAGAAAUCAAAAUCAACUCAACCACACGCUGCAUCACCUAUAAACACUCAAGAACAAACUCAAGAUCAAGGCACUUCGGCUCAAGGGUUGUCUCAACCCUCUCAAACACAAACCCUCUCUGAUCGAACUCAAUUACAAAAAGGUGAUUUGUCAAAGACAAAAAAGACAAAGAAAUCAAAGAAAUCUGCUAAGAAGGUUCGCCAGGAUGAUGAUGAAUCCUCUGAAACUGAGCCAGAUGAAUCGGAGCCAGAUGAAUCAGAGCCAGACGAAUCAGAGCCAGACGAAUCAGAGCCAGACGAAUCAGAGCCAGACGAAUCAGAGCCAGAAUUGUAG